AUGAUUUAUGGACUAAGCGCCCUCCUCGCAGUGGAAAUGAAAACCUUUGGUACCUUGGACUUAGACACCUUGCGGGCCAAUCGGGGGGCGAAGAUCAAGGGGAUCUCUACGGUUGAGUGUGAUGCUUGUGGAAUAGCCAAGGUGAAGUGGCAGGUCCGUCGACAGAGACGAGUUCCACCUGAGAAGGCGAGGAUUCAACUAGUUAUUGAUUUUCAUGACAUUAGUGGGGAUCCCGGCUACACUUCAGCUAUGCUGGAUACCGAUCGCUAUUCUGGCUAUAUUUGGGACUAUCAUCUUCCCGAUCAAACUGCACCAACGCUUCUUAGCGCACUUAAACAUCUGCUUAGAACACUUGAGCGCCAACUCCAGUGCAAGCCUGCAGUCAUCGAGUGUGACAAUGAGAUCCCAGAUAGUCACCAGGGACAGCGUUGUUGUCACGGAGCGGAUGACCUUAGAGAACUUGGUGAGGAAGAACUUAUCCAGCGCCUCACCGAAGCCGAGGUCCCACAGGGAUCCAGCAUCAAUCUGGAUGCUUCAACCCAAGAAGAAGACGAGGAACUCAGCGCCUUGCCAGAGGGACUAGCGUUUGAGCGGGAGGUUGCGAGUCAUCCACCUGAAGGGUUGGAACGCGAUCUGACGAUCACGCAGGGUGAGAAUGGCAGGAAACCAGUCGCAGGAGGUCGUAAUCGAGAUGAUCCUGACGGGACUGAUCACCUCUACACGACCGCACGAUUCGCUCCUACCUGA
This is a messenger RNA of Fusarium venenatum, 747 nucleotides long. Lineage: Eukaryota; Fungi; Ascomycota; Sordariomycetes; Hypocreales; Nectriaceae. The record is from RefSeq and is a predicted model, not a curated record.